Molecule: messenger RNA, 411 nt
Organism: Drosophila grimshawi
Lineage: Eukaryota; Metazoa; Arthropoda; Insecta; Diptera; Drosophilidae
Product: histidine-rich glycoprotein
Exons: 2
Coding region: 1-411 (136 amino acids)
Source: RefSeq, a predicted model, not a curated record
AUGCUUCGGUUGGGACUUCCUUGUCUGGCGCUCGUGGCAUUAACUAGCGCGUUGCAAAUUCAUGAUUACGAGCAUGAGGAGCACGCCAAGUACGAGCCGGAACAUGAGGAAACCGAGGUGCACCACGAGGUGGAUCACAAGCACGCCACAUCGCAUCAGAGCGUUAAAUUCCAUCACUAUCAUGCGGUACCCGUUUACAUUAAGCACGAGGAUCAGCAUCUGGUCAAGAAGCCCAUCGAGAUUGGCGGCACCAAGCAAAAGUUGAAGAUUCUGCACCCGAAGACCGAACACAAUCAUAACCAUGGCCUGGUGCUGGAGAACCACAGCGAGUCGCAUCUGCACGAGCACGGCCAUUACGAGGAGCCAGUGCAUCAUUCAGAGCACUACGAUCAUUAUUCGCACCAUGAAUAG